AUGACUACAGUUGCAUCGCGUCAAGCUAACUCUCUUGCAAAGCCUAUGCAAGAUUCCUUGCUAUCGUUCAUUGAUGACAGCCCCUCUACUCUCGACCCCGUGCUUGCGAGUCCUUUGUCCAACACAGUGAGAAGCGACAGGAUCGACUCUGCUCAAAACGCCACCACCAGUACUUCCCAACCAACAGCCACAGCUCCCACUCAGCAUAACCAAAACAAUGAAGGCAAUCAGAUUCCCACACCCGCACGAUGGAACGAAACCGUUCUUUCAGAGCAAAACUCUUCCGAAAGACAAACGGCCAUGCUCCGCUUCCGAUAUCAGAUAGCACCCUGGCUAGAUUCCAACGCCCCGAGGUCUACGUUCGGACCCAAGAUUAUGACCUUGGCAGCUGAAAAGUCCGUUAUUAUGGACGUCAUUGUGUGGGUUGCGAUGCGGCGAAGCAGAGGCACGACUGCCCCGGAAGGGGACUUUCACCUUGUCCAACAUCUCCAGCAUCGGUUAUCUCUAGAAAGUGCUUUCACAGCUGAUGUAGGGAGAUCGUUACUAGCGUUGGGUAAUUUCUUCUACACGUCUCCAUCUGAAUGGGCAAAUCUGCACCCUGAUCGCACAUUCGGAGAAGACCGAUAUCAAUUCUUUGCGAACCAGGAAGAGCCUCUCAAGACUCUGGAUCGGUUCCAUUAUAAAGCUGAAUUGGCUGCUUCUAUCAUAGCUUCGAGAUCGCCUUCAUCCCGGUCGUCGGUAUCUCUCAUAGACGAGGCUCUACUAACCCCCAACAUGUCACCAUUUGAGAUAUACGAUACAUGUUUGGUACAUCUGACAGCAUGUUGCCAGCUGCUGCACAACAAGGUCAUUCCACUUCUCAACGGCAUCACCACCAUACAAUCGCCAACACAGGAACCCAGCUCUCUGGUAUGGGCGACCUGGUCCAACCUAUGGGCAAGAUGUGUGCAAUGGUUCCGAGAUCGUCCACCAGAUAUGGUCCCUCUCCUCGAAAGCCCUGAAGUCGAUGCGCACACAGCUACCGCCAGCUCUCCAUUCACAGCCGAUGUGUACUCCAGCGCGAUAGCAGUGCAAGCAAAUCUCACUAUGCAUUAUUCCUCGUUACUUUUACUCUCGUACAAACCCCGACUCGUCAAGCUCUCGUCCACCCCGCAUCGCCUCACAUCCAAGAGCUGGCACGCUCAAAAGCUUGCAAAAUUGGCCCUGUGGAACAACUUCCCUGAUCAAUGGGAUCCUGUCGUGGUGGCAACCGUGGUUCGAAUCGCGAGAGAUAUGACAUAUCCUUCUCAGCAGGAAGCUCUACUGUCUUGCUUCCAACGUAUUGGCGACGCGACUAAAAUUCCCCUCCAAAGGGAAAUUGCGGAUCUGCAGCAGUUCUGGUCCUCCUCGCGCCAUUCCAACGCGCCUACCAACCUCCAUUCCUGA
Fusarium pseudograminearum CS3096 is the source of this 1425-nucleotide messenger RNA. RefSeq lists its product as uncharacterized. Bases 1 to 1425 code for a protein of 474 amino acids. The record is from RefSeq and is a predicted model, not a curated record. Lineage: Eukaryota; Fungi; Ascomycota; Sordariomycetes; Hypocreales; Nectriaceae. The transcript is spliced from 2 exons.